Molecule: messenger RNA, 1981 nt
Organism: Python bivittatus (Burmese python)
Lineage: Eukaryota; Metazoa; Chordata; Lepidosauria; Squamata; Pythonidae
Product: oxytocin receptor B-like
Biological process (GO): regulation of systemic arterial blood pressure by vasopressin; cellular response to hormone stimulus; G protein-coupled receptor signaling pathway
Cellular component (GO): plasma membrane
Molecular function (GO): peptide binding; vasopressin receptor activity
Source: RefSeq, a predicted model, not a curated record
AGAACCCAAAUAGCAUCCCAAUGUCUUUAAACUGGUCGCUGGAAUUUUCUCACCCAGAAAAUCUUUGAAUUCAAGAUACAUUGAACCCUGAGCAGCUGGCAGUGCAGUGACUUCCCCUAAGUCCACAGCUGCCAGUAUAGCGAACCCUCUUGGAAAACUGCUUCUGUGCACCAUGAAGAAUUUCUCUGAGCUUGGAGUUCCUUCCCUUCACAGUUUUCUCAAUUCAGCCAAUGCAUCAACUCUUCCUGAAAGACAAGCAAGAGAUGAACAGUUAGCAAAGGUAGAGAUUGCUGUGCUUGGAAUAAUAUUUGUAGCAGCAUCUGUGAGCAACUUUAUCCUUAUUCUGGUAUUAUGGAGGAGAAGAAUGAAUCUGUCUAGGAUAUAUGUGUUCCUACUUCAUCUGAGCAUUGCAGACCUGAUGGUUGCCUUUUUUCAAGUCCUUCCUCAGCUUUUCUGGAAAAUUACAGAUGUUUUCAUGGGUCCAGACAUCCUGUGCAGAACUGUCAGUUAUUUCCAACUAUUGAGCAUGUUUGCCUCCACUUACAUGACAGUAGUUAUGGCAAUGGACAGAUUCCAAGUGGUGUGCUACCCCACAGCCUCUUUCAAGAAGAAAGCCACUCUUUGGAAUGCUUCAGUCUGCACCAGUUGGUUUAUCUCUUUUGCCUUCAGCGUCCCCCAAAUAUUUAUCUUUCAGAAAAGUGAGACAUCUCCAGGCAUAUUUGACUGCCAAGCUCACUUCAUUGAACCCUGGGGCACAAAAGUGUAUGUAACUUGGAUUUCUAUAGCUAUCUUUUUUCUUCCUGCAGCUAUCCUGAUCACCUGCCAUGUGAGGAUCUGCAGAGUGAUCCACAGAAAUGUGUAUAUGAAAGGUUACCCUGAUUGGGAAGUAACAAAUCAGAAGCAAAUACUAUCAUCUCAGGCAAGUAAUACAAACUGGAUAUCAAAGACUGUGAUAAAGACUAUUAAGAUGACUGUAGUGAUAGUUGUUGCUUAUGUAUUCUGCUGGUCACCUUUCUUCAUUGCCCAGUUGUGGACUGCAUGGCACCCCGGUGAUGCUAGGACUGAAGGUCCAGCAAUAGCCAUUCUUAUGCUCCUAGGGAAUCUUAAUAGCUGUGUUAAUCCAUGGAUUUAUAUGUACUUUUGUGGUCAAAUCCCAAAUUGCUCGAAAAAGACCCUUCAUACCCGGGCACCUCAGGAACAAUCUACAUUUACUUGCAGCAUCUACCUGGGAGAAAAAGAAUCUGAAGACAACACCACACCUGUGUAAUUAGGAUUUUUUAAAAAACGUUAUUGUAGUCACAUUUCUAAAGUGAGUGACGGCAACAAGUUAUUUAUAGUGUAUGCAUAUUUUUACUCUUUUUAGAAGGAAAGUCAGGAUCAAAACUAUUUUACUCUUUUUAACAAGAAGAAUUCAUGAAAAUACUUGUGUCCAUCUCUCAGGCUCACACAUAAUUAGGUCCAGUGAAAUAUUGUUUUACACUUUUGUCCUGGAAGAAGGCAGUGACAAAUCACUUCUGUAUUGUUGUCAUAAACACUAGAUAGAUGUGUUCAUGUAGUCAUCUGGAAUCAAGCUUGACUCAAGAAAGUUCUUACUUUUUUUAUAUUUCUACAAACAGGAACUCUUAGGGACUUUUCCAGAACUUUUUUUUAAUGAGAAAGUACUGCAAAUAUACAUAUUUGGAUUUGUUCAAGCACAGAGUAGCAAGGAGGCAGUGUCCACCUCGAAAAUUAGCAGCAUGAUUGGUGUCCCUUUCCAAAUGGCUUCUUGAUGGACAGCUUGUUUUUUAGCUUAUGUGAACAGUCAUUUUAAAAUUCCAAUAGUAGUGUGCAAAAUUGGUAAUAUUUGUACAAUAUGAGUUAAUGUAUAUAGUCAUAUUUUCUCCAGUCUAGAAGAUUCCCCCCCCCCCAUUAUCUGUGUUUAAAGGAACUGAGUUUGCCUCCUCUAGUUUAAAGGAGCUGAGUUCAGGUUUGGAUUGUGGAG